Macadamia integrifolia is the source of this 1082-nucleotide messenger RNA. Its product is annotated as AP2/ERF and B3 domain-containing transcription factor RAV1-like. Gene Ontology annotation, molecular function: DNA-binding transcription factor activity; DNA binding. The record is from RefSeq and is a predicted model, not a curated record. The transcript has 2 exons. NCBI's taxonomy places the organism in Eukaryota, Viridiplantae, Streptophyta, Magnoliopsida, Proteales, Proteaceae. The coding region runs from base 207 to 968 and encodes 253 amino acids.
CAUUAUUGUUAAGCCUCUUUCAUGGCUACCACCCAGAUACCAUCCAAGAACUCAGCUUUCAUACCUUACAACAAGUCACCAGCCAUAGAAAGCGAGUCGUCAAAUUAAAGCGUUUCUUCAAGGAAAUAGCCUCCAGCUUGAGUCAUCAGAUGCAAAGGGUUUAUCAGGAGAGAUGAAAAGGAGAGGUACCUAUUAAAAAAUGAAAGAUGAUCACCAAAGAAAGUGGGUUCUCAGGAGCAGAUCUUCAGUAUGGUAUAAAGCUGCCUUCAUGGGGAGGUCCCAUUAGGAGGAUAAGGGUCACGCAGAUGAGGCAGCCAAGUGAAGAGGAAGAUAGAAAUGUUAAUGUUGUUGAAUCUAAGAAGAAAAACUCUUGUAGCUGUCUUAAGAAUCAAGGUGAGGAGAAUGGCAACAAAACAAGGGAGAAAACCAGGAAUUUGGAGGAUGAGAAGAAUAAAAAGCAGGUGAUCGAGAACGCAAACAAUAGUGGCAAUAACACAACAACCAAAGCUUCAGUAAGCACCGGUUCAUUAUCAUCAUCAUCAUUCUCAUCUUCAACACUCUCUCCAUCAUGCACUGAAGAUCAGAAUCAAAUGAGCAGUCACAUCCCUUCAAGCACAAUCUCAAGUAACACAAUUGUAACAGGGCUAACAGAACCGUUGUUUGAAAAAAUGUUGUUCCAAAGCGACAUGAACAAUCUCAAUAGGCUUCUCAUCCCAAGAAAGUUUGAAAAGAUAUACUUUCCUCGCCUAAAGAUUUCCAAAGACAAUUACAAGAAGGAGACCCUCAUGUUCUUCGAUCACCAAAACAUUGCAUGGGAUAUGAAAUUCGAGUUUUCAGAAUCUAGCCAAAGCUAUGUGCUCACUAGGGGGUGGAGUGCUUUUGUCAACCAGUACCAACUGCGAACCAACUUUAUGGUUUGUUUCUAUCAGCUUGAACAAUACAUGCAUAAGAAGCAUUAUGACAUCUGACAUGUCAUCCAUGUUGGUGUAUGAUGUCUUGUAUUCCGUCGCAGUUUAAUCCAGGGAGUACUGGUGCAACACCUAGAUAGGCAGGACGGCGGUUCCGCUAGUCGGUUAGCUGGC